AAAUUGAAUCAACAUGGAAUAAUUCAUCAUAACGAGGAAAGAUUAUGAGUAGCAAAAUACUCCAAUCUAUUUUUUUUAAACUAAACUCAGACAGUUCGCAGGAUUUAUUCUGAAACAGGCUCUGAAUAUGACUAACGAAAAAGCAAAUUGUAUACUUGUUUGUGCAAUUUUAUUGUUACGUCUAACGAAAUCGCAAACCACUCAGUAUGGAGUCGCACGCAGCAUUCCCCUUUCGGAUAAGGGCAUUUCAGGCACACCCUUCAUUGUAUCAACGGGUGUCAGCCGAUUAAAAUGCAUGGAAGGUUGCAGACGACAUAAUUGUACGUCAUUCAAUUUUGGCGAGAACCGAUGCGAACUUCACGCGACGUUCGUCUGCGAGGGAAGUGAAGGGCUGGAGGCCCGACCUGGGUUCCGGUAUUAUGACGUAGAAGUUGGGGACAUGAUACCGAUGGCCGAUACGUUCAGGAACCACGAAAAUUGUCUCACCAUCGGACACUGCUCGCCGAAAUGUUAUUUCCCUACCACAACAACUACAACCAUACCUGAAAUAACCACGGCUGUUGCGACUACAUCGACUACUAGCACGACACUCUCUCCUUCUACGACCACAACUACUACAACUGCACCUACAACUUCGGGUAUGACAGCACUGGGGCCACCCGGACCGGGAGAUGUUACAUACAUUUGCCUGGUGAAUGCCGAUUGUACAGCUAGCAACUCCGACUGCAGGAAUGGGGUCGUGUGUGAGUGUGUUGCUGGCUACAGCUACCAUGCUGACACCAAGAGCUGCGUAACAAGCUGUCCGAAUGGAUACGGCACAACGUUUACUGGGACAACUGGAUUUUACGUGUUUGGAAAAGACCUUGGCGUAUACAACUACUACAACUUACCGGCCUUUAACGUGCCAUCAUGUCAACAGCAGUGUAUUGAUACGGUUGACUGCGUUUCGAUGGAAUAUGAUGACUCUAUACUUGACUGCUACAUGAGUGCUGUCACCAAGAUAGGCAACGAGGGGUCUUGGUCUUCAGAUCCAUUCUUUACCUAUUGGCAGCGAAAUUGUGCUUAAUGUCAUAUUGUAGACAAAUCAUUUUUGAUACAUCUGCGGCACGUGUGAAACCUAGUUAACAUGUAAUGUAAUAAGCAUUUUUUAUAUUAAUUUAGUAUUGGUCAUUGCUCAGAAGUGUUGAAAUAGUAGCAAUGCUUCCCUUAUUACAAAAUAUUAAGACUCGCAUUUGAUUGUCUGUACGAUACAAUUUGCGCUGAUUAAAGAUGAACCGGUCGACCUUUUAUGACAUAUGUAGGAAGAGAUUCGAUAUAAAGACCUUGGUCAUGUAUAUGAAAUACAUGAAAUGUUUUAUUUCAUUUUUUGUCACAGUAAUUUUAAAUAAAUGUUAAACUAUUCACGGUUGAG
Molecule: messenger RNA, 1411 nt
Organism: Mya arenaria
Lineage: Eukaryota; Metazoa; Mollusca; Bivalvia; Myida; Myidae
Exons: 4
Coding region: 128-1066 (312 amino acids)
Source: RefSeq, a predicted model, not a curated record